Molecule: messenger RNA, 1716 nt
Organism: Oncorhynchus kisutch (coho salmon)
Lineage: Eukaryota; Metazoa; Chordata; Actinopteri; Salmoniformes; Salmonidae
Gene: zp3d.2
Product: zona pellucida glycoprotein 3d tandem duplicate 2
Exons: 8
Coding region: 270-1646 (458 amino acids)
Biological process (GO): binding of sperm to zona pellucida; positive regulation of acrosome reaction; egg coat formation
Cellular component (GO): extracellular matrix
Molecular function (GO): acrosin binding
Source: RefSeq, a predicted model, not a curated record
GCGACUAGAUCUCCAACAGCUGUUUUUGAUUCUGGCUCAUUCUACAAGGAAUAUUGCGCGUUCACAUUCUAGUUGGAACUAGGAAACUCGGAAAAAUUCGACUAGCCAACUGGUUGUACACGUGCGGUGAUCAACGAAUUAGCAAGUCGGAAAUGUCUGAACUUCCUAGUUCCGACUAGUAUUUGAACGCAGCAUACCUAUGGAUAUGUAUUGACGCAGGGCCUGAUUUUGCUCGAGUUAUUGUACCAUUUUGGUACAGGAAUAUAGAUAUGUUUUAUAUUUUCAACUUGGCGUUUUUGUUUCUUUUGCAUUCUCUAAGAGCAGAGGGAGGCUCAAAUGCACGCCAGUCUUCUGUGAAGGUAUUCGCCGAAGACUCACCAUCUUACCUCGAACUACCUGUGUUCCAGCACUCAAGGGUGCCGCUGGUAGACAAGGAGCAUUUCUCUCCAGUCCGUGGAACUGGACACGAACAAUUACCGGAUAAAGUUAGGAAAAUACUGGUCCCGGUGUACCCAACACAGAAGCCCUCUGGUACAAAAAGUCAAGCCCGCGAAGUGAUAACACUUUGUAACAUCAACAAGAUGUUCGUGCAGGUAAAGAAAAACAUUUUGGGCACCGGGAGUUCACUGUCUCAACUGACACUCGGAACAUGCCAAGCCAAUAAAUCUACAAAAGUUUCCCUCAUCUUCGAAUACGACCUCGGCCUCUGUGGGAGCAAGCGCUCGUUAGUAAAUAAUCGUGUGGCCUACUCCAACACUCUCCGAUAUGAUCCCCCGAAGCUCCAAGGGCCUAUCAGACGAGCUGCGCCAUUCACAUUGCGAGUUGUCUGCCACUUCAACAGAUAUCAUUACUCCUACAAAAUAGGCUACAUGCUGAACGUGGUACACAAGGUCUCUAAACCAAUGAAGAACAGAACCCGUUCCAUGCUCACUGCACGUAAUGCUCAAUGGGAGAGACUUGCCCCAUCCGAUGGGUACUCUAUGGGAAAGCCCAUGUACUUUCAGGUUGAAGUGCCUUCCAUGUCUAAAGAUGGACGUCUCUAUGUCCACUCAUGUAAUGUGACCAUUAAGCAGUCACACUCCUCUACGCCUCAGUUCACUGUCAUUGACAAUUUUGGGUGCAUGGUUGAGAGCAAAAACAACAGUGGCUCCAGAUUCAUCCCAUAUAAAAGGAAUGUUGUGAGGUUUACCAUGGAAGCCUUUCUGUUUCAGGGAAUGACAGCAGGGCAGCUCAAGCCGCCGCUUCAGCCACAGCAGCUCUACAUGUACUGUGCUAUGUCUGUGGGGAGGUCUGUCCCCUCUUCAACUGCGAAGGCCUGCACUUACGAUUCCGCAGCAGGAGGAUGGAAGGAGCUUUAUGGAGCUUCUUCAGUCUGCUCCUGUUGUGAGUCCACAUGUAGCUCUGCUGUCCCCUCUGCUACCACCAAGAUGGUCACCAGCAAGUCGUGGUCGGUGGAAUACAGCACAAAGCCUGCCCAGGAGUUGACCACAACCUCACAGCCCGAGACCGUUGUGGCGGGGCAGUUAGGUGUGAGGCAGGUGGAGAGACUUAAAGAGAGGCCUGUGAAGGGAUUUGCUGUUGUGGAAGUGGAGCAGGUCUCUGAACCACACAGAAUAUUCGAAGAGUUCUUUGGUGUGGACAAAUAGACAGCAAGUGUGGUCACUGCCCGAUGUUCAUGUCGAUAAUUCAUUUUGGCAAUAAAACAAAUUACUGAUA